AAACAAAACUCCCGCAAUCGCGAUCGCGAAGGAAGCACACAGCUGAGCCCAGCUGAGACGAGAUUGUUGAGUCCAUCUGUUUUUUUUUGUCUCAGCAGGACUCGAGUGCAAAACAUCUGGUUGGAACAUGGCGCUGGUUUGUUCGUGCUAAGAAUGUACGUGAGGCACAUGACGGGCUCGCGAUAUAAAUGAUUUCAUUGUUUUCACAUGACGAAUACCACAGUAUUACGUGCCGGAACACGCUAAUCUUAAAAUAUGAGUGAAGAAUCAAAACACGAAGCUACCGAUGCACCACCGACCUUGAAUGCGUUAUCGCCUUGCUUGAAGAAGAAAACAGAGAAAGCAGAGAAUAAACAAUCACGGGGAGUUUCGUUUCCAUCAGAUGACGAAUUGGUGACAGGCUACUUGGAACCAGCAAAUCCCUGGGAGUAUUCGGAGAACGUGAGUCGCGAUGACCUCGUCUCCAUGUACAAGGCUUCGUGCGAGAAGCACGGGGCACAGGCUCUGCCACAGCUGCUCAAGCAACUGGAGGGCCUGGACGUGGACGCGGUGCGCUGCGAGCUGCUCAGCCUGAAGGGGGAGCCCUUGUCGCCGCUGCACUGCGAGUGCUUGGAGGAGGUCCUCAAGAGGGUGCAGUUCAAGGUCGUAGACCUGGACGGCACCGCUCUCGACGACGAGGCUGCAGCAUCCAUCUUCGACAUGAUAGAGUAUUACGAGGCAGCUAGUCACAUCAACAUUUCCAAUAACCACAACAUUGCUGGCAUGGGAUGGAAAGCGUGCGCCAAUAUGAUAAAAAAAAUGCGGUGUCUGUCGGAGCUGGAGGCCCGGGGCGUGCUCUUCACGGAGCAGUACAUGCCCGUCCUCAGCCGCUCGCUGCGCCUCAGCUCCAACCUUGAGGUGCUGCGGCUGGACAACUGCAACCUGUCGGGCCGCCUGCUCAUCAUCCUGGCUGCCGCGCUGAAGCUGAACACGGGCCUGCGCGAGCUGUACCUGGCGGACAACAACCUGAGUGUGUCCGACGCCAUGCAGCUGGGGGCUCUGCUUCGCUCCAACAACACGCUGCAGCUGCUCGACAUAAGCAACAACUGCGUGCAGGACGCGGGCGUGGGCCACAUCCUGGACGGCCUGACGGAGCAGGCGGGCGGCGGCCUGGGCGUGCUGGUGCUCUGGAACAACCACCUCACCCGCAACUCCUCCACGCACUUCGCCCGCGCCGUGGCGCGCAGCGAGAGCCUGGAGGUGCUGAACAUGGGGCAGAACAUGCUGACCAACGAGUGCCUGCACGUGAUGAAGGACGCCCUCCAGAAGAACCGUCGCCUGCUGCGGCUGGGCAUGCAGGCGACACACCUCUCCUGCGAGGGCGCCGUCGCGCUGGCCGAGUGCAUAGCCGACAACCCCGUCAUACAGAGGAUAGACCUGAGAGAAAACAACAUUAAAGUGGCGGGACUAUUUGCUCUAUGCCAUUCCAUGAAGGUCAACAAUAGUGUCACGCAGCUUGACCUUGAUGACGCUCCCAAGAAAAAACUGGAAACUGCUGCAGUUCUGGAGCAGUAUCGUGCGCUAGUGGAGGAAAUACGACAGUACUCGAAGCGCAACGAGGAGCUGAUGCGUGAGGAGGAGGACACGAUAGACGAGUGCGAUGCACUGGAGAGGCGGGGCCGUCUGUCCAGCACCUUCACUCGCAAGAUCUCCCUGACCUGCGAGACGCUGCUGCGACAGCUGGAGCAGCCGAGCUCCGGCUACCUCACGCCCGGCGGGCCCCGUCGUUCCGGGGGCCGCCUGCGCAGUCCCGAGCCCAGCCCCAGCCCCAGCCCCGUCCCCAGCCCCGUGCCUCCCUCGUCCCCCCGCAGCCGCUUCCACGUCUCCCGCGUCGUCGACGCCUCGUCUCCCGCGGUGCAGCCGUCGCUCUCCUCGUCGCCCACCCGCUUCUUCCCCACCUCCUCCGUGUCUCGCUUCCGGGUCACCGUCGUCGACCCUCCCCCCGUCAUGCAGCGCGUGGCCCCGGAGAUAUCCAUCCAGACGGACAGCACUCCGAGCCCGGAGCAAGCGAAGCCCGUGUUCCUCGCGCCUCAGGAUCUCGCCGUCGAAACAGCGUCUCAGGAGCAGGUUUCCGACAGCUCGAACGAUGUGUGCGUGACGGUGUUACGGGACAAAGCCACAAACAAAGUGGUGGUGAGUGACCGGGUGAGCCUCGUGUCUCAGGACAGUACGGAAGACACGGCAGACUUGGAGGUGCGGCAGAUCCUGAGUAAUGCCGCCUCGGACGUGUGCGGUAAGAACAAGGCUUCGGCUGCCGGCGGAUCUCAGUCCGACCCGGGCUGGCUUCUCGACGACCAGCCCUGUGAAGGCGACCCGUGUGCUUCUGCUACUCCGAAUGGUUCCGCUUUCCACCACGAGAGUACCGACCAGGCUUGCCGGUCCAGCUCGACUCUUCCACCUCACCGAUGCCAGUCGCAGAAUGCGAAGAAGCUUUCGUGGAUUAUGUCUGAGCCACAAGGUGGACAAGAACCAAAAAUCUCCUCCAACAUUGAAAAGUUAUUGUCUCUUUUUCGGCCUAAUUUUUUUGGGAAAUCGGCCACUAGCAGAGAAACCACUGCACCUGUUCAAAAUAUGGAUAUUGUGGACAGUUCUUCCAGCGUGAAAUCAGAAGUUUCGUCACCUUCCGAAACGGGUGCGAGCUCUGCAGAAAAAAUUUCUUUUUCGCAUACUGGGAUGAACCAGGUAGUAUCUAUUACAUCUAGUCAUGCGGGCUCACUCGAAGAUUCAGAUAGCUCGGAAAGUAAGAUAGUUACGGAUGCGAAGGAAGUUCGUGGUUCCUGCCUCGGUAUUCUGUCACCAGACUCCUUAAACAAUAACAGUGAUAAGCGUGACUUAUCGCUGGUCAGUCGUAGCUUUGAAUCUGAAGAUGAAAACUUCAACAUAACAAAAGACUCUGCCGCCGUAGUUCUGGCGAAGCAGAGUGAACUCUGUGAUGUGCGCGGAGAGGAGGACCGUGAUGCGGGCAGCGGCAUUGUUCGUGACUCCAGCGGUUCUGCGUUGAGCACUUCGCAGCCUCUGCCUCGAAGCGACGGGGCUCAGGCAGGGCAGGAACUAGACGGGGGUGGUAGUGCCGGCUCGCUCCCCAGAACCUCAGACACGUGUCCGGCCGCGCCGUGCGGUAACCGGAUGGACGUGGACGUGCUGACCAACAUGUUUGCUUGCUGGAAAGUGGCGGACGAAGCAGCCGCCAGCAGCACUAACCUGGUCAUCCGCAGCGGAGUAGCCAAGUCCUCCACGCCCGUUGUUGUCCAGAUGUUGGCCGACAAUGAAAGCGAAAGCAGCUCUUUGAUGGUUCUGCAAAAGGAGCCGACCCAACGUAGAGUAGACCUCGUCUCUCCCACAAUCCCGUCUCUGAGAGAGACCACGUCACCGGUCUUUUCCCCCAGCGAUUCGACUUUUCUCACGUCAUAGGCCUGUCGACUGUAUCGGUUCCCGCAGCUCCGAUGCCUGGUUUUUCACUGCUCCAAGGAGACGUGUGUGACAUUCUCCGGGGCCGGACUGGAACAAGCAAAGAAAUAUGUCCAGCAAGUAGCACUUGCAGAUUGGCUCCCAGCGUAGAUGAUCUUUUAUUGUUACAAGAAAUGUCCUCUUUUUUUUUUUAAAUAUAAAUUUUUUUACGUUUUACAUUAUAGAUACAAGGGCAUGUAAUACUUUUUUACCAGUGUUGCAUGUUGGAAUGAAAGUUGCAUUGUGAUUACGUACCUGACAAAAUGUUAAAAUAUGCAAUUUCUUUUAAGUCACUAAGAAUUUAUUUGUAGUACAAACGGAAAUUUAUGUUGAAUGAAAACAGACAUUGUUGUCUUGCACAUUAUGCUGGCCGUGGGAUUCCAUUUAUUUUAUACUUGUUUAAGAAUUUAUUUAUUUUAUUGAACAGGUGAGUCACUAGCCUUUUAUUUUAUAGUUUCUUGCACCCUGCAACAUUAUUUAUUUUCAGUGAAGGGACUUGCACAUGGUCCUGAAGAAGUUAUUUUCAGCUUUGGUCGCAUAGCAUACCAAUUCAUGAAAACAACAAGAUUCUGACUUAGCCAGUACAUACCUCCUGUUUGAGACAGUAAUUUUAGUCAAAAAUAAUAUUUGUGGCGAUUUAUUAUUUAUAUUAUUUUCAGCUAUGUAUUUUCAACAUAUUUUCGUUUUAGUGCUAUGUGUUUUGAGUAGAGCGGGGCGAGAUCCCUAUUUUUCGGAAACAAACAGGACUGUAUUUUCCCCAAAAAAACUUGAGCGGGAAUUUGUUUUUUUUAUGUCCCAGUUUCAUUGCAAGAAUACACAUGUCAAUAUACCAAAAAAAAUUUCAGAUUAUUUUCAAAGAAAACACUUGUGGAUGUGAUAUGAAAGGAUGAUUUUCAGCAGUUGAAGCUCAAAAUUAUUAAUGGAGACAUAAAAGAAAUGGUUGUGAGGCCACCACAUACGUAAGAAAUGAGACUUCAUAGAUAAAGGGUUAGGAAUUUUGUAAGGUACACAAAUAUUUGGAUUAAAUGGUUGAUUUUAGCAUAAAUCAAACAAGGCAAUUUGGUUACUCUAUGAUUAAACUUGACAAAUGACUAUUAAAUGUUUUAUACUAUCUACCGAAGUCAAAAUAUUUUCAGAAAAAAAAAAAAGCUUUUAAAUGACCUGAAAAAUCUGGUUUGUAAAUUUAAUAGUUCACACACAUCUUCUAAUAGUACUUUACACAAUAUUGCACCCAUUAUCAGCUGCACUCAAUUCAUCUGUUCAUAUCCAGGUGUGUACUAAUAUAUAUAAACUUAUUUACAACACUUGUGUACUAACUAUUUUUUCUUAAGGAAAAUGCUUGAGUGAUGAUGCAGUUGCUUUCUUAUCAGGUUAUAUUUGACAAUAAAAUGUGUGAACACUGAUUUCUAAUGAUGGUGCUAUCCACAUUUUUAGUUUUCACAAAAUAUUCUAAAUUUUCUUUUUUAUAUAUAUAUUACUGUUGUCCUUUUUGUAGUUUUGCCAUGAUUUUUCAUGAAUUUUUUUUUUUUUCCCAUGUGCAAUGUUUAUGGGCGUGCCUCCCAUUUCAGGUCCUGAUUUUAUUUUUAUAUUAAUCACUGAUCAACUUUUAUGCUUUUUCAAUUGUUUAACUUACACGAAAUGAAAAAUAUAUACAGCGCAUAUUUUUUGCAUAAUUAGCUGCCAAAGUUACAUUUUUAACGUUUUUGGGUUGUACAAAAAGGAGAAUUUAAUUUAAUGCAGAACUGAAACUUUUUAGCUUUAACUGCAGUGCCACUGGCUACUUCAUGAUAUGGUUUGCAUUUCUAUCACAUAAACUCAUUUCAUGUUUCUUGGCUGUCAAAAUCUUAACAAAUUUGAGAAUUUUGAAAUGCCAGGUAAAAUUAAUUAAUAUUUUCUGGAAGAAAUUCAAACCAUUUCUUGAAGUAGCCAGUGGCACUGCAGUUAAACCUAAAAAGUUUCAAUUUUUUUAAUAAAUUAAAUUCUUCUUAUUUGUACAACCCAAAACUGUUAAAAAUGUAACUUUGGAAGCUAAUUAUGCAAAAAGUAUGCACUGUAUAUAUUUUUCAUUUCAUGAAAGUUAAACAAUUGAAAAAGUCUACAAGUUUAUCUGUAAUUACUGUAAAUAUAAAAUCUUGACCUGAAAUGGGAGGCACGCCCUUAUAUCACAACGACAAAUCGUAAGAAAGCAUACUUACCUCUGAAUGAAAGUACCGCUUGGUUUUCCCGCUCAUAUAGUAAACAUUAAUAUUUUUGUACUGAUGCCACGAAUGUAAUUACAACACACGGAUCUCUAAAUAAUUAUUCACCUAGCUUUGAGCAUUAAGUUUUAUGCAAGCUAAAUAAAACAGUGAAUUAUAUAACUUAAAAAUUUUUUACCCAAACAACAGCACUGCAUUUUGCACACUAAUUCACUCAGACUUCAGACAAACACAGAUGCCCAACAGUCUGAGCCCAAAAGAUAAACAAAACAAUGAAACUACACAAUGAUUGUCUUAUAGCAGCCAAUAAUUUAGAAACAGAUGACACAAUAUAAUUUUUUUUUGUUUGACCGUGAUAUCACAUCACAGAUACAAACUGUUCCAAAUUUAUUUUAAUUAUGUAAAAAUGUUUGAAAACAGGUAAAAUAACAGAUAUGGCCACACAAUCAUACAGUAUGCCAUUUUCUAUAUAUUUGCGGAUAAAUUGUAUAAGUUGGCAACUAUGUACAGGUGUGUGAGUAUACAACAUACAAGUGAGCGGAAGCAUCAGAGUGCAGAAGAAGUGAGUGCAUGAGUAUGUGAGUGCACAAGAAUGCCAUCAUGCAAGUGUGCAAUAGUAAAAAUAUGCUUUAAAGUGCUGCUGCUGCUAUCUGUGUAUUAAACAAGUAUAUAAAACCCUCUUAACAAAAUCCCACAAAAGAAAAUUUCUUGCAUAAGUUAAAAAAAUUUAGCAAUUGACCAAUUAAUUCAUCCAAUUUUUCCCUUCUAAUAAGUUUUCUCUCUUAAUAAGUCUACAUUUCUAAGUGUCUUUAGAAUCUCCUUAACAUGUAUUUACUGUAAUUUGAUAGCUACAUUAUGAUACAUAAAUUUGCCUUCAAUGAAAUACACAACAGAGGUUCGCAAUUGGAACAAACAUGAGGACAAAAACCUACAAAGAGCCUUAUGGUUGUCUGACUGUAUUUGAUCUCUUAUUCCCCUCCCACUCUUUCUCCCAAAUACCCUAUUCCUGAGUGUUGCACUUUUUGUUUAACAUUGCUCUGAUCUCGACGUACCCUACCAACCGUAGAAGUUUACUUAAAAUAUACAUACACAAGCAUGAUCGAAAACAAGUACUUUAUUCAGCAUUUUAAACAUACCAUAAAUAAUUAAAGUUAUUUCACGACUGUCAUGAAACUAUAUUGGAAUGAAUUUUGUCCACCAUUGCACAUGCAAAAACUUUUUGAGGUUGUAAAUGUUAAAAGUAUUUUUUUUGAUUCGAAGUGAGAUCUGUAAAAUAAAAUUGUCUAUGACCAUGGACUACAACAAAUUAUGGAACUGUUAGCUAUGGACCUUUCACGAUCAAUCUGCCACCUUGUUUACACAAUAAAUAGUAGCUUACUUACUUUAUUAAUCUGUGACACUACAAAUGUUGGGAUUCGAAAACAAAAUAAACUAUUCUACAUGAAUAAAACUGACAGAUUAAAGUGGAAAUACGUUGCAAAUAUGUUUGUUAUAUUGCCAAAGUAGGUACAUGUCUGUCGUAAAUAACAAACUGGUGAAAAAUAAGUUAAAUACGUAAAUAUGAGUGAUUUAAUGAUUAUUUAACAAAUGAUGCUUUUUUUUUUUUUUAGUUUGUGUCAGUCAUAAAUUUGGAUGGAUUUGGUUUUAUUUUGUGGUAUUUGGCAGUUCAUGAAAAUUACCUGCCCGUAUCCAUUUAUAAAUUUAGGCCCAUGUAAUAAAACUGACAGUUUUUUUUGUAAAAUUUUAAAAAGUUUUGGAAAUUUUAAACUUUGAACAAUUUCCGAUCCCGUCCUGUUUCUCGCAGUAAUUUUUUUCCCAUCAUUUCCGCAUGCACAAUCCUCAAUCCCGCCCAGCUCUAGUUUUGUGCAUUUUAAAUGUCUUUAAAAAAAUUACUUUCAAUUGUGUUUUGUAAGCAAUGUUUUUACAUUUAUGCUUUAGUUAGUUGUUUAGUGUGUGUGUGUGUGUAUGUGUAUAUAUAUAUAUAUAUAUAUAUAUAUAUAUAUAUAUAUAUAUAUAUAUAUAUGCAGGGGCGCAACAACAGGGGGGGCGCAAGGGUAUUUUGCCCCCCCCCCCCCCUCCCCCUGAAACCUUGAAGUGGGGGCAAACGGGGGCAAAGAAAGUGCUGUGUAAUCAAUUUUUAGAUAUUAAAACUGCUUAAAUAGCACCAUUUUCCACCUUGAAAUACAAAUUUUCCCGGAGGAGGACCCCCGGACCCCCCACUUCAAUAGGGGGGAUCGAUGAUUCUUUAUAAAAAGGUAUAUUGCCUCCCCCCCUUUGGAAAUUUAGUUGUUGCGUCCCUGUAUAUAUGAAUAUGAAUCAAACAAUUCUAAACACAUUUUUAUAAGUUCCCAAAUUUUUACAAUAAUUUUCUUAGCAUAUGUGAUGCAUAUUGUUAAAGAUAACAAAAUAGAUGAAUUGGUUGAAGAUUCUUAAAAUACAUGAAGAUGCAUGGCUGAUGGUAAUCUUACUGUUUCACAGUUUGGUCUUUUAAUUAAUGUAUAUUUAAAAUUUUACUUUUUUAUUUUAGUGAAUCCCACAGCCUACUUGUUCCUUGUAAUUUUUUUCCAUACUGUCCGGAUUCUAGUAGCAUUAUACUUUUUUUUGGUGUGUUUUACAGAAAAUAUUUCCAUUUUCAACAGGUGUUGUGUGAAGGGUGCAGGUAAUGUAGUCACUUUCCAACUUAUCAAGAUAAUGUCAGUAUGUAAUGCUAAUGAACUGUUCUAGUACACUAUUUAAUAAUCUUUCCUAUGUUUUAUUUAUAUGCAGAUAUUAUUACUGUAAAGAGAUUUAAUUACUAAUAAGCUUCAUCUAUCUUUUUGGAAGUAAAUAUCAGUAUGAAAUAAAAAAAAAAUAAUGCAAUAUCCCUUCCAUUAGUAUGUAAUACAGGAAGAAUUGUACAACUAUAGAAGAAAUGUUUGAAAAUUUUUGUAAUGCUUUCUUAGAUUAUAUUUAAAUGGGUAAGAUAUAAAUUUUUAUAUAUCUGUACCAUAUAUUGGUCGUUAAAAUUAAAUGUGAUUUUAUUUUUUAUAGAACACUGAAAUACUAUUUGACAUGAAAGCAGUUUGGUAAAAUGUUGAUAUAUUUCAGUCUUGAUAAAGUUUUUGAACUCCCGUGCAGUUUUUAGUGUUGCUUUUAUUUUUUUUAUAUUUAUAGUUUCAUUUGUUGAUUUGUACCAUUAAUGAGAGUCCAAUUGUGAUAAGAACCUAACUUUUUCAAGCCUUGAUGUACCUAACUUUUAACAUUGUCUUUUUACGUUAAAACGUUUGAUUUUCCUGAUUUUAUUUGUUGUUGCUGAACUAUAAUAUUUUGUGAUAUAUUUUAUAAUGUGAUUUCAUAACUAAAAUGUCAUUGUAUGUAGUAUCUGUGAUCAAAAAAAAAAUAAUAAUUUUUUUUUAUUAAAUGCUGUGAUAAUACAUGGUAAUUUCGCAGCAUUUAUAAAACUUAAUACUGGUUGUAUGUCAUUAUUUAAUAUUUACAGCAAUGCUGUUUAAGAAGUAAUUAUGUAUAUAGUAUUUCACUGACUUUUGGAUUGAUAAUUUUAUUUUCCAAAAAUAUGGAAUUUCUGCUAAUUUAAGUGUUGUAGGGCAUAAAAAAUGGUAACUAAUGUAAAUUACUACUUGUCAUAGAUUUUUAUAGAAACUAAGUAAUUAUUCAAAACUCGCAUGUUUCUUCAGAUAGUAUAAAUUUUAUUUUUGUAAAUUGAUAGUUGAAUGAAAUAAUUUUUAAAAUGUAAUUUAGUUAUGCAUUUAUGGUAAUGUGUGAAAAUGAUAGCAUGAAAGGUUUCAGUGUGAGAGAAAUCGUUGUAAAAGUGUAUUGUAGUGUGUUGUGAUUAGUAUCCAUAUUUCCUGUUCUGUGUAAAUUGAGAAGGGAAAGCUUUCUUGCAGAAACAUGUGUCAAGAAUGUAUUACAUACAGUGAGUGACACAGUUAUACUGUUCUUACCAUUGCAUAAGAUAUAUUAAAGAAAACAGGUUAUUAACUGUUUUAUAUUCUUUUAUCAUAGAUAUAAAGUUUUAAAAAAAGAAAAAAAGUGUCUAAUUUAUAGAGAGAAUUUAUCAAAAGUUUCUAUGAAAAUUACUAUAUAUUUUUUCACUUAAGAAAAAAAUAUAUAUAUCAGCAUAAUAAAAUAAUUGUGUUGAAGAUAACUCUUAUUCUAACAUGUCCUGUUGAAUAAGUUAUAUGUAUCAUUUGAAAACAGGCAGUAGCUACUUUUAGUUAAUAUUUAGUGAUGUUUCUCAAAUAUACUAUAAUACAUGUCUGUCAUAGAUAAAUUGAAAGUAAUUGUUUGGUAAGUUAUUGAUUUAAAAUGUGUGUAUUUACCCUUAGCUAGUGGAAGUUUUUAAUGAGAGAACUGCAGAUGAUUGUUCUAAUGAAAUCAGAUUUAUUUUUCACCUUUAGAUAUGUUGUAAGUAACAUAUAGUGCAUUUAAACUGUGCAGUGUAUAGGUGUUCUGCAAAACUGUAGCAAAUUUGUAAUAAUAUGAAGGCUGUUGCGUACUCAAUUUUUUUAGCUUUACUUCUGAAAGUUCACUUUUCGUCCUUGCAGCAGCAUAACUUCCUCAUUACAGAACUUUCAGAAGAAUAUGCAUUAUUUAGAACUUUGGUGUUGCAUGGUGACUGACUCAUCGGUUCACUAUGGGAAUUGCCGUUGAGCGUCUUCUAACUGGUGCGUUAGAGGGGGUUAUCAUUGGAGAACGCAACAUCUCUCAAUGCAAACAUUCAUGUAGUGUUAUUAAUUAAUUAAUGUAUGUAUGUACAUGAUGCCAAGUUUUUAUUCACUUGUAGCAUUGUGAUUUUUACUUCUCAGUCAUAAAAUGACCUUCAUUUACCUUUCUUUACUCAACACAUUUGCUCCUUUGCUCUUAUCUGCUUAUUCCCGUCAAGUUGUUGCCAUAUUUAUAAAAGUACUGCUGAAUAGAAGGAACCGCUAUGAGACUAUCAUCUGAAAGCUCUGAGAAUUUUAUUUUAGUAGUACUGUAUCAUCUGAAAUACGUACACUCAGUGUCAGUACAAAUUUAAAGCAAUGUCAUGACAUCUUAUACUUGGUUGAAGCAUUGUUAAUCAAGAAAGCGAGGAGAUACCAUGAUAUCCUCUUUUUUUUCCCCUUCUCCUUUUAAUUUUGAUCAAAUUCUAACUAAUUACAUUUAAAUGGUAAGUUGUCAUACAUGCAAAAAAAUUAAUAGGAUACUGCUAGCUAAAUUGGAAAACUCGUUCUUGCUGUAAAUAAUCAAUACCACGUGAGCAUGUCUUCGUAGUCGUAAUUGAUUGAAACUUUUAAUUACAGUUUUAUGAGAUGUCAUCGGCUACAGGAGACACACUUCACGCCAAUGUCGCUAGGUUAGGAUGAAAAUUAGAUUAAGCUCUCUGGAAUGAUGAUCCAUUGUACCACAAGAGGCAAGAAAAAGUUUUUUCUUACAUGUUUUAAUAAUUGUUAGCUGUCGUAAGUAGGUAUUUAAAAUAUUUUCGUAUUCUGUCUGUGUAGUGGGUAAUGGCGGUCAUAAAAUAUUCCUAUUCUGCAUAUAUCCAGCACUCAUUCUUCUAGAUACCGUCCACUUGAAUGGCAUUAAACUUAACCAGAGUUAAUUUAAGGGCCCAAGAGCAGAAGUUGGUAGUUUUUUCCUUCAUUUUUGGCCCGAAAUCUGGGAAGGGGCACCAUUUCCGAGACUGCAGUAAGUGUCACCCCCCCCCCCCCUCCCACCUCCCCCUCAGCCAUGGAUUAUUUCAGCAACCGAAGCUUUGAAUGCCUUUGAAGAUUAAGAGGUGUGGAUUCAUUUAAGGGUCUGCGACGGUGUUCCUCCCUCUCGCCUGCGGUGCUGUCAGUGGGCGGGACAGGGCUAGGGGCGGGCAGAGGGGAGACAUGCUUAUGCACUCUGAAAGUAUCACCUAAUCACAGUACAUGCACGGUACCUGUGUUUAGUUGAUGCAACAUUGCUAGAGACAUGAUUUUAUGGUUUUAUUUUUAGGCCAGUUUAAUUUUUAAAACAGGGAUUUUGGUGUUGUGGUUUUUUUUAUUUUUUAUGAAUCCUGUUUAUUCAUAAGAUAGCCUAUUAUCAAACCAGUAUGACACUUAAAGGUUUAAUGAGACUUAUCUGACUAAAACAGUUUUAUUUUGACUGAUAUUGCACUUAAAAUAUAAUAAUUUGUAAUAAGCAUGACCAAAUACUUGAAUCGGCAAUUUUGUGUUUAAACAUUUUAUCCAUGCUUUAAAUAUUACUUACUGAUCAUGGUUCCAAAAUCAAUAAAAGUAACAUUUUUCCCAUUCAGUUUAGUAAUAAAUUUUGGUACAAACUUUGUGCUAAUAAAUUCAAUUCAUUGAAAUUGCUAUAUUAAAACUUUAGGUUUUUGUGAUUUUAAUUAAGUUUUUAAUAAAAAUGCUGAUUAAUUUGAUAAUUUUAGUUAUGUUUUGGUGCUUCAUGGUGUAUUAACUGGCAUCUCAAUGUUACAUGGUGUAUAGAUAUGCUUUUCGUUAUUUCGAUUUAAUCACAAUUUCCUAUAUGAUCUUGUCCCUAGACAUUGUGCAAGUGAAACACACUGGAUUGUUCACAGAGAUGUGUGUGUGUGCAUGCCUACCACAAGACUAGAGUGUAGCUAUUGAGACAUUUAUGCUUAGCGGCAACUGUCUUUCAUUCAUUAUAUUUUAUUUUAUUAUAAAAGACAUAAGUAAGUUUAUUUUUUUCCAAAAAUUGUUUGGAACUGCUUCACAUAUUGUCAUUUACAUUAACGUGUAUGUCAUAAAUAGUCGUACUGUUAAUGUAAUCUUCUCCAUGGAUAUUUUAUACUAUAAAGCAAGUGAUGUAGUUUUCUUGCAAAAUAUUAAAUUUUUAUGUUUUAGUUUGCUUUCAGACUGUGGGUGAAAAUGUUUAGUGGCACCGUUUGGUUUCGUUUUGUAUCAUUUCUCCAUCAUUGUGCUUUUCCUAUUAUUUAGUCAUUUAUUUAUGAUUUUGCUGUCUCAUUUUUGUCUUCUACUACGCAUGUGUUAUACGAGUUUUUCAGUCAAAUACCUAGUGUCCAGACAGCUGUGCAUUCUUUCUGUCUUUAGUUCAAGAAACAAGCUUCUCAUUUUAAAUAUUCUUUAAAAAUUGAAUUGUUUAUCCUCGCUAGUAGAUGUUAGCAUCCUCACUUCAAAUCAGCUACAUAUCUAAAAUGUCUCAUUUUUCACUCUAACAUUGCAGUUUAUUGAUGACUUCCAGAUUAACAUUGCAGGACUUAAAAAGGUGACAUUUUUACCAAUAUACUUUUUGUAUCUUUGCUUCUCUUCAGAGAAAACCGUGACUUCAAACAUCUUACAUCUGGAACUCCUAAAUGCAUGGGGCAGUGUUCAAGUCUUGCAGCCUGCUGGCCAACAGACAGAGACAAUUCCAGACUGUUGAUCGAGCACGUCUGUCCACAACCGGAGUACGUACUCAUUCAUCCCGACACAGCACUUGACACAGUUGUAGGGUAGGUUAGAGUGUUGUGGCUACCGAGGAACCACACUCGCAGGGCGAGGGCACUGAGUUUGUCCCAAACCCCCUCGCAGUGCUCGCUUCUCGAGCGAAUCUGUUCCCGAAUUGUCGGCUGACCGUUAUAAUCGUGGUGGCCCUGUCCGAGUGAGGGGUUCAGUUUUGUAACUCCAGUUUUCCUUCUAAUAUCAUCUCUAGUUUCUGUUUUGUUGACAUCCUGUAUUGAUAUGUUUUAUAAAAAGGCAUGUUAUUACAGUACCUGACAAAAUGCUAGUAAAAUUAAAUCUCGCAACAGUACUCUUACUGAUUUAAUUUUAUGCAGCAGCCAAAAUAAUUUUUUCCUAAUGUAUUUUUAAUAGUCAUCCAACUGCCUUUGUGACGACUCAGGUUUCAGGUAAUCAAGUUCUGAUGAUUGAAGUUUUGCAGUACGUGGUUACCACUGAUGUUAUAAAGAUUACUUUUUAUUUGCUCAGAUUAGCGCAGUUGCACUGUUCGAUUCUUCUGUACCCACCAAUAACAAUAAUAAAAGAACGUGGGGUGGAGGUUGAGUCAGGGGGUGGGGCAGCGCUCACAAAGCUGCAGGCUUCAAGUUUGGGGGCUCGUGAGCAACUGCCCUCCAUUGAAGGGUGGUGGCGAAUGAAACUCUGCCACUUACUGACCAGGACACUUAACUACCAUUUCAACCACUUAAAUAUUUCAAAUGUGAUAUCCUUGGUGAUUGAAUCAUGAUCGGCUUGGUGGGAGGCGAGCACACAAUGCCACUUCUACUUCCUGCUUUGCAAUUUACUAGUUUUUGUAUUGUCUGCCGGGAGGUUUGUUUAUGGCUCAAACUGAUGUGCAGUGUUAGCGUGUACUCCUCUGGAAUUUCCAUAAGUUUACACUUUGCUCUCCUGGUGGAAAGUCUGCAGCACGCUCUGAUGCAAGCUUUGUGUUUGUUCAGUGGAUGUGUUUUCAGUUGCAGAUGUCUGCAAAUACUGUUUUUUUUUUUUUUUUGUUAUGUUGAGGGUCUCAAAAAUUAGGUUUAAUUUUCACGAUGUUUUGAACGAUGAGGUCCAGCAUUGUCUGAAACGAAUUUUAUUUCCUUAGCGAUAGAAGAAAGGGAAAUACAUUUAUAAUGAUUCUCUUGUAAGAUGAGUUUGUGUCGAGGCAGGCGGAACUGUUACACCUCAAAAAUUUCCAGUUUGAAAAUCUUGCUUGCAGUAGUGACAGUCUAGAACAGCUCUCAUCUUUGUGACAACGGUGGCAUGCUUAGCAAGAACAGUCAGGGCCAUUUCUAUUUCUUAUUCUGGUCUUAUCAUUCACACACAAUAAUUUAAUAAUUUAAAUUUUAUUAAAAGUACUUUUUAAGUAGUCUGUUCACAAUUUCUGUGUGUGCUCACUUCCCCCCCCCCCCCCCCCCUCACUUUGUAAAGACUCUACUUCCCUGUUAACCCCUCCAAUCCAGCUUGAUUUGUGUUGUAGUAUAUAUAGUUAUAUAUAGUUGGAAAUGCAUUUUUUUUAAUUCAAGCCAUGUGGAGCUUGAACUGUUGAACUUGCUAGAAAUAAUUGAUCUCAACAAAUUGCGCAGCUUUAUCAGCCCCAACAACUGAGUCGCUUGAAUAAUUUAGCAGCCGGUGCUCUUCAUUAGAUUGUACUGCAUAUAUCUGUAACAAUUUUGAUUUGUUUGGAAGUGAAACAUGAAAAUGACUGCACUGGCUUGCACUCCGGGCUGGACUUGCAUGAGUAUUCUGUAGCAAGUGCAGUAAGUGCAAACAAGUUGCAUUAGCUGUGCUGCUUCCCAGAAGUGCAUGUCAGUGGAAAACCUGCCAAUGAUUACGUAGUACUUCUUAUGUGACUUGUAUUGAAAAUGUUCUGUAGUCUUUUGAUGUAUGUUUCUGUAUUAAUGAUUUAUUUUCUUUUUCUUUAGGCAGCACCUGAAAAUUACUCUAAAACUUAUGAUUGGCUUGACAUAAUUUUAUUGCUAAUCUUAGCUUGAUACAGCAUGAUACAGUAAACUCCCGGUAUACCGCGCCCCGAUGGAUCGCGGAAUCGGGUAUAUCGCGGGUCAAACCAUGUCCCCCAAUCAGAAAUGAAUAGUAAUAAUAAUAACACAGUAGAACCUCGUUAAUUCGUGAUGGUCGGGACCGAGAUAAUCACGGAUUACCGAAUUUCACGGACUAACGAUUAAAAGCCCGGAAGGUCUUGUCAAGCUUCUCAGACACCGGCGUGCAGCUGGGUUACGGCCAAGGUCAUGUGACGUAUCAUCUACCGAGGCUUACUGCGCCUUGGCAGCAGAUGGAUAAAAAAUAGUAAACUCUCCAUUAUUCGUGUUAAUUGGGACCCGCCGAUGCCCGGAUAAUUAAAAUCCUGUAAAAAAAAAAGUAAUAAACCCGGAUAAUCUGUUCACGGUAAGGGCCGUCUUCGAAUUAGUCUCGGCUUAAAAUAAUACGGCACUGCCUAGCCAUUAGUUCAGGGUCAUUUACAACAGCCGAAGAGAGAAAGAUAAGAUUGUGCUGAACUUGCACACAUAAAUUUUGGGUUACCCCCCCCCCCCCUCCCCCCACCUAUCCCACUUCGUCCAGCCGAAUGCCAGCCAGACACGUCACUCGCCAGGCGCCUGCCGUGCGUUGGCGGGUGGAAACAAACAAAGGGAGACGGGAAGCAGAAGUCAGGACAUCCCCCUCAAGUUUAAAGAGUGACAAAUGUGACAGCUGAAAGGUGGACGACACAAAGGGUCGGUACAAACAGCGUUGCAGAGUUUGGCGGCCCAUGCGAAGGCUUGCAGUGUUUGCCGGCGGACGGCCCGCGUGACGUUAAUUUUAAGCGCUGACAAUUUUUACUUCUCUUUUUUUUUCUGCACUUUUAAAUCGUCCCGGAUUAUCCGAUUCCCGAAUUAGCGCGUCACGGAUUAACGAGGUUCUACUGUAAUAAUAAUGGAAUAAAUGGUUGACAGCCGAUUAGGAUAAUUUUGCGUUGUAACUCACAAACUAAGCAUCGGGCAGAAAAAAGCCUAGGCGUAGAAAAUUUCCGCAGUGAAAUUCUAAAAAAGAUAUCUCCGUACAUUAUUCCUCUAUCUUGUAGUGUUUUCAAAUUAUGGUCCAAUCCAGCCCAGUGUUAUUUUCUGAAACACUAGUUCUUAACUUUUUUUUAACCCACAAAUAAAGCAUCGGACAGGGGACCCGAUAAAGCCCACCGUCCAGCGACAUUAUCCAGCGUGACUCGGCUGGGGAUUGAUUUUGGAUAGGUUUGGUUGACGGCAAGCGCUGGGAGGGGAGAGGCGAGCCGAGAAUAUGCGACCAAGACACCCGGGUAGACGGGAGGAGUGGAAUAUAAGCGCCAGUGAUGAGAGGGGCGAGCGAUUAAGCCGAAAGGGGGGGGGAAGUCUGGUGACCUUGAGUAGUUCACUCAUUUCCGUCUGCACACUUCUCGUGGUCACGUGUGUUGACAAGCGGAGACAUAUAAAUGUUUUGUUACAACUUGAACCUACAGACGUAAUAUUAUUCGUUGUAUUAUACACGUUCAUCUUUUUACUUUGGUAUAAUGUUUUAACAUUAAAUAGUAAAGUAAAUCAGCUAGCGUAUUUUUAAUCUUUAAUCUUUGCCGAGGAAUUCCCAGUGGUCCAAUACUUACGUGAACCAUACUGUACCACUUUUGCCGUGAGGUAGUAAACAAGCCCCGGAAAUGUUUAUGUGUAGCGGCCUCCCGACCUUUAACCAGAGGCUGGGGAAUAUAACACUUGCCGAUCCGAGCCACACACACUCAGCAACUCGACACAGCGUUUGAUGGAAUAAGUAAAGACAACGUUUAACAGACUUUUUAAUACGGCGCCACUGAUUGCGCUUAAAUUAUUUUGGCGCAAUUUUUGUAACCCACAUGUGACCAUUUAUAAUUUACUGUAAGCAUGGAUAACAAAGUUUAACCACUUUACACGAUAGACGAUCCUUUAUUUUAUAUUGUACGAAUGCUAGAAUCGUUUUUCACGUAUCUGCUGCAUACUUUUGCAAAAGACACGCUAUCUGUAAGUACGUAAAUCUAGAAUUUUUAUUUUGUCAAUCAAACUCGGUACUUUGCGAUUCAUAUUCGGUUUGAAGUAUUACUUACUAUGGCCUUUCUAUUUAGAAGACUUUGACCACAGAAUCGUGUGUAACCGCACACACUGCACUUUGUUACGGACACUCAGACGAAGCAGAUACUGUGGCUGACACCCCGAGACUGGCAGCAGCUUGUGUGCCGCACGUGUGUAUGGCGGCGUGUGGCGCGCUCGUAGGCCGUGCGACAAACUGUGCGCGGCAUGCGGAAAGAAAAAAUUAACAUUUAAUAUUUAUCUUUAAAAUUUAUUAUUUUUAUUUUUUAGUUUAGUGAAAACUGCGGAUGUAAAGUCCGCACAAAGGCGGGCCGUCUAUACUGUGCGUGCUUGCCGACCUAUUAGAACACAGGCGGUGUUUUAUGCCUUUUGACCUUGGUCACAUCGAAACAUCGCGGUUAUGCAACAACGCGGGUAAAAGUUAUGUCCCCCGACAACCGCGUUAAAUAGGGAGUGUACUGUACUAUGCAAAACUUUCCUAUCUCUAAUGUUCAUGUUUUGUUAGAAAGUAAUGUUUUUUCUUCCCCUAUCAUUUAUCUGUUAAUGUGUAAUAUUUUUGUAUGUAUUAAAAUGUUAUUACAAAAUUUGAGGGUUGACUAAUAACUGAUAUAAAAAUUUUAAAUGUAUUUUGUUGAUGUUAAUUUAUUUUUGCGCAUUUAAUAUUGAAAUGUUUCCUUUUCCACUACAGUGUAAACAUGUCUUAUUUAACAGAGUUUGCCAUAGUUGUAUGAACAUGACAAAUUAUUUGUACUGGAUAACCUAAUGUUGCAGUCUGGUGUUUUAGUAGUAUGUGUGGCACUACUGUAAUAUUAUGAUCAUUAGGAUAGAUUUUUGUGAAGAAAUGAUAUUGAAUAUGUACUUCUGUGUACCUGCGGUCUAACGCUUAUUUUCCUAGAGGAGAAUACAUGAAUGAGAUGUUGACGUAAAGCAAAGUAACCUGUACUAAUGUUACAAUUUGUAAUAAAUAUAGAAUAUAAAUGAAUGUUAUAAUUACUAGUUUCACUGUAUCUAAAUGUUUUUUGUCAAAUUGGUCAUUGUAAGGCGAAUAUGGUAGAUUUUUAUUUUGGAGUUGGUUACAGCAUUCCAAUCUUUUUGUUAUAUACCUUAGUAGGUACUUUUGACAAUUUUAACUUUAAUUUUUUUUACCUUAGUUUCAGCGAUUGGUGUAUUUAAUGCACAUUGUAUUUCUCAUGAUUUAAAAGGGAUUUGACAGUUUGUAAGUUUUGUUAAAGAUUAAUUGUUUUAACUAGCUUUGUAAUUUGUAGCGAAUAGGGAUAUUUCAAACUUUUUUUACCAAGAAAAAUGCAUACUGCCAUAUUUACAUGCCUGUAACUUUUGUGAACCUGUUACCAUAGCUCUUUUGCAUGUAAAAUAGCGAAAGAAGUCUACAUGUUUGCUUUGUGCAUUUCUAUUUAGUUGUGUUGUUCAUAGCACUAUGGCUGGAACAUAUGUGGUACUGUAUAUUGACAUUGUGCAAAAAUGCUAUGGAAUGUUUUUUCCAAGAAGUAUGCCAGGUGAAAAAAUGGAGUUAUAUUCAUACCUAAAGUAAUAUUAAAAAGCCAUGUCUGUAAUUAUUUCCAUGACAUCAGCUAGUAUUAAUUUCUUAGAAAUAUCCCUAUUUUUGAAGAUUAGUGUAUGAAUUCUUUCAUUUGCAUAGCAAUAUUAUAGUUUUAACAUUUUUGGUCUUUUGUUUAGGUAUUUGAAUUAAAAUAUAAAUAAUAUAUUAUGUUUGUUAAAUUGUCACCACUUGACUAACAGUAAGUUGUUAAAUUGUCGCUCAUUCAGAGUUUGAGGAAAACAUUUUACUUCAGAAUUUUUUGUGAGUAAGCUCAUCACAAAGAAACUGUUAAGAAUGGUUAAAUGAUUGUAAAAAUUAAAAUUUUUAGUAUAAAUUUGUAGUGUUAGUACAUAUUAUUCUUCAAACUAGGCUGAAAAUUUAACUAUGAAUUUAUUUUGUACAAUAAUAAGAUAAUUGGAACUCAGACUAUAAGAUUAUCCAAGUAUUUUUCAUGUUAAUGCUCUGAGAACUAUAUAUUUUUUAAUUAGACAAUUUCUUCAUUGUUUUGAGCUACAUGAGAUCAUGCCAUUUAAACAGUUUCGUUAAGUUAAAAUAUGAUUGGUUUUCCUGUAAAUGUAGUACAAAAGUUGUUUUUAAUGUAGUUAUUUUGUACAUGUGUAGCCUUUAAACUGCUAAGAUAAUACAGGCCAUACCUCUACUCAGCAGCAGAUCCAGUAUUGUCUCUGGAAGGGGAAGGGGCAUGCCCUUAUGCACCCCCCCCCUUCCCCUCCGCAUGGAUCUGCCCCUGCCAUUAAUAAGUAGAAUACAGAUGUGAAUUUUUUCCAAGGCAUUCACAUAUUUUUUUAGAAGAACUGGAGGUAGUAGAUCAAAUUAUCAUAUUCCAGUAAUAAAUAGCUGUCACUUCACAGUUAUGGUGAUAGUUUAAGGUUAACUUUCCAUUUCCUUGAUUUGUCAUAAAAUUAGAUUUUUAUCAGAAUGUUUUGAGUUUAGGUUUUCAGUGUGACUUGUGUAAUGGUGGAUAGCAGUUAAUUUAUCUCAUCUGAUAAAAGAAAAGUUUUAUUUGAUGCUUUUAAAUAUUAAAUUUUUUGUUGAAAUUUAUAUUUACGCAGUCACUGGUUUUAUACCACCAUCAAAAAUACUGAGUUUAAAUUAUGCUUCAGUUAUUUUAACAUGUUUGUAUCGGCAGUGGAAGUUAGGUAGAUUUAUAAAAAAAAAUAAAAAUACUUUUUUCAGUUGUUUGCAUGUUGCAACUUCUGGAAAAUUUCUACCUAUUUUUUUGUACUCAAAAGUGUUUAAAUAACUGUAAAGCUUUUUUAUGGUCACAAUAACUGCCAUAAUUUAGCACAAAUUACUUUCAAAUUGAUAACAUAAAAUAUAGAGAUGGAACAUUUCUAAAGUUAUUUAUUGGGCAAAAUCGUACUAAGGGGGUAAACAUGUGGAAGGUAUUUGGAAAACUGAAAAAUCAGUAUAAUUUCCUUAAUAUGAAAAAAUUAUGCAUCCAUUUAGAGUUAUUAUGCUACCUAAGAGUAGUACCAGAAAUCUUAAUUAAAAAGGCUUCUUGGAAACACCAACCAUUAGCUAUAAAAGCCUUAAAAAUAGAUGCAGGACAAAAAAUUAAUAAAGCUUGUAGUAUGUACAAUAUAGAUUUUUUUUUUAAUUAUCGUAAAUCAUUAAAAUACUAUUUUAAACUUUUGUGUGAAACAAAUUUUGAUAAUGAACUAUGGCUCCAAGGGGUAGAUAAAUAUAGGGGUGGAGGACAUGUGCAUUAGUUUGUUAGUAAGAACAAUAUAAAAUUUAUCCAAAGUUAUUGUAAACCUUCUAAAUAUUAUCCAAAACUAUUGUCUAAAAAAAAAAAAAUUUGUUGGGAUCAAUUCUUAUUGCAAGGGGUGACCAAAUUGAGGUUUCUAAGCAAAAAAUUAAUUAAUUCAGUAGUAGUAGACAAUUGUUUUAAAUCAUCUAAAUAUAUACUAACAAAUCUUUUGUCUUGACAAUUUUUAUAGCUGGAAUACUUAGCGCAAGGGGUGAAUAAAUUGGUUUAGUACUUUGCUUAUGGAGUAAACGGUAUGUUAUUUUUAUGAGAAUUUUCACUAGUGAUACAGCACAAAACCUACCGACCUGCGCUGGGCCAAAGUCAUGCUAAUGAUGAUGUCAAUUUUCUCAGAAUAUUCUAGAAAUUCUAAGAAAAUGUGGAAUGCAUUGAAUAGAAAACAUUCAAUACAUUUUUGCUGCAUGGAAUAUGCAUAAAAUUGUUGAUCAGUUAUUUUGGAAUAUUUUGGAAAAAAUAUAGUGAGCGUUGUCCUUAAAGUUUCCAGAAUUUUGUAAAAGAAAAAUAAACUCUAAAAUCUACAUAUGCCUGUAGACUAAAUUUAAAGGGAUUUUUUUUUAAUAAAUAUAAAUAUAUCUAUUUUAUCCUUAACUGCCAAUGAACUGCGCGGGUUUUAAAAAAAUUGGGAUUUUAUUAGACACUUCAUCCACUUCAUACAGAAAAAGUCCAAUGUAAAAUGGUUGUACAGUUUAGCAAAGAAAAGAACCAGUCAAGUCAUUAAAAUAGAUCAAAACUGUCAGCACACCAAGAAGAAUAAACACCUUAAUGUAAAACAGCUUACAACAUCAGUGUGAAAGUAAAAAAAAAAUUUAGGCUCAUUUCAAUGUAAGUUGUUAGGAAAUAAAAUAGUGUAUGAUACAUAUAUUAGUGGCAUUCAAAGUUGAUAUGAUUUAGAUUAUCUUUUUUACAUUUAUUCAAUACCAAACACCCAGCAAUUAGUUUCCUUCAAACUGUGGUGAAGAGAAAUAAAUUUGUAAACAUCUAGUGGAAAAUGCUAUAACAGGGUUUCUGGUAGAUGAAAUACAGUGACCGACCAUAUAUAGAUACAGGGUUGGGAGAGAGGUUAUUUAAUAUAACAGCUUGGGAGGUUAACUUUUCUAGAGAAGUGAGAAAAAAAUUCUGGGUAGGCUGUAUUUUGAACAACAGCUACCAGGGAUUUGUUUCAUGAAUUUCCACCCUAAUGUUGUGUUUGAACUAAAUAAAAUAAUUUAACACAAUGGAUGUUGCUUUAAUUUUUUUUUACGUGAAUUCGAUGAACGUCUUGCUUGACAGUUGGGUAGCCACACCAAAAAAAAAAUAAUUGUGACAAAAAAAUAUAUACUUUGCAGCAGAUAUGAUUCAGAAACUAUAAAAAUGGUAGGCAAAUAAAAUUGCAUUAUAUCAAUCAUUAUGGAAGCCAACAAUUAAUAUACACUUCAUAUUAUUGAUAUAUAAAUAAAUAAUAAUUUAUGUUCAUCAUACACUUGGAGCCUUCUUUGAUGCUUCACAAGGUAGAUGGCUGAGGUUCGCUCAAGUGCAAAUUUCAUGUCUCCCGGGGGCUCGUUUUGCCCCACUGGCUCAUUUCGCCCCACUGGCUCAUUUCGCCCCACUGGUUCAAUUCUCUCGGUUACUGUUUGCAUCAUUCAAUACCUACGACACUUCUGUGCAUUUUUAAUUACUUCUGCUCGGGCGAUUUCGCUUGUUUUCUUUUCUCCAACAUAACCUGUUUUCGCUUAGGCAUUUAGCGAUUAAUGGCUCCAAAACAAAAGUUAGUAACUUUAUAGUUGUUCCACUCAGCUAGAACCACUCAGUGCUCACUUAUGAGCAACUUUAAGUUUAAAUCACGCAGCUCAUUACAUUGUCACUGCAAAUGUUGACCGGGUGAGUCAUACGUAAGAACCACGAGCAAAGACUGCUCUACUCUGUAGCUUUCAUAGUUUUAUGAGUGUCAAGUUGUGUCGAAUCCUCAGCUGAAGUGACACCCGACCCAACAUUAAAGACAUUUCUACCAUAUUCCAAUCGGAAGUUCACGUCAAGAACAAAGGGUCACUACACGUUGCAAGGGGCAACACAUUCAUAAAGUCGACAGAAAAGAAAGGAACGUGUGAAGCUUCUACUGUUCUCCUACAGUUGAGUUUAAAAAAAAAUAAUAACAUGAAAUAUUAUCCAAUAAAGUUUGAUGAAUUUUAUAUAUUAUAAACAGAAUUGAUUUUCACAUAAUGGAAAUAAACAAAAGAACAAACAAUGUUAAUCUUCUGGGUCCUGAAUCAUUUUAAACUACAGCCAACAGCUUCUCAGUGUACAUCCGCCAAAAGUUUUACUAUUUUCAAGUAAUAUGCGGAAAGGAAAUGCAGCCAAAUGCCAAACUGUACAGAUGUUAUGUAUUUAUUUGCUUCAAAUAUUCUAGCUUAUGUCUACCUCUAAAGUGUAUCAAAACUUUAAACUAUGUUUAAAAAUGUAAUUAUUCAUCCCAACAGCAUAUUAAGCUUUAAAAAAAAAAAAAACUUGAAGACUAUGUUAAUGGCCUUUCACCUACCCCAAAAGCCCUAAGAAAUAUGUUUUUAGAUUUUCGAAUGACAUUUCAGUAAAUAUCCAUAUUCUAUGGAAUUAGUAACCACUGUUAACAAAAUAUUUUAUCUUUCCCAUCAUGAUUCCCAUGGAAAAUAAUGAAUUCAAUGCCCAGAAUGUUUCUGAAAUUAUAAUUCCAUUCCAGCACAGUCCUGAAUUGUGCAUUUUAAGACACAUUAUGUCUAUAAUGCUCAUACCGACUGAAUGUUAACUCCUGAUAAAUAUGUUACUUUGUUAAGCCUUUAAUUUUUAUAUUGUUAUAUAAUUUUUUUAACCAUAUUCUAGAAAGAUAAUUUAUUAUCUGGUUGGUGGUUCCACUUUUACUUAAAUUUAAUAUUUAAUGCAUUUAGAAAAAUUGUUCUCCUAUAAAUGCCUUGGAAACUAAUAAUACAGUUACUGUAUUUUAUCAUGUCUUAUUAAAUGAUGGAGUAUAAUAAAAGUUCAUUUUAAAGUGUGGAUGUACUUUUAAAUUCAACCUCUUUUCUUUAUUAUUUUAUAGUACAAUUAAUUGGCAAUUUUUCUUUAAGAACAUGUUCAAGAACUGAACAAAUAUUGUCAGUUUGUCAGCUGAAUAUAACAGCAGAUCAAGCUUGUAAUGGGACCUGUGUUAAUGAAGUAAAUAGAUUGGUUAUAAAAGAGCUGUAAUGUAUGUAAUGCAAAAAUGUAUUUAAAAGAGAGGCCCAAUUUUCUAUACUACCUCCUCUCUUGAGACAUGUGCUCGUAACAUUAUGAAUGUUAUGUUUGAAUCUGAGAAAUAUAUGUAACAAAGUAUAA
This is a messenger RNA of Bacillus rossius redtenbacheri, 23852 nucleotides long. RefSeq names its product protein phosphatase 1 regulatory subunit 37. Gene Ontology annotation, biological process: cell migration; regulation of Arp2/3 complex-mediated actin nucleation. Lineage: Eukaryota; Metazoa; Arthropoda; Insecta; Phasmatodea; Bacillidae. The record is from RefSeq and is a predicted model, not a curated record. The transcript has 11 exons. Gene Ontology annotation, cellular component: plasma membrane; lamellipodium. Bases 256 to 3450 code for a protein of 1064 amino acids.